AGCUCAACCAAGAGAAAUACGAUGCUGAUGACAACGUGAAGAUCAUCUGCCUAGGGGACAGCGCUGUGGGCAAGUCCAAGUACAGGUGCCUUCUUGGAGGAGCUCCCCAAGAUGAAGCAGAGUGGAAGGAAAUGAGGACUGACUGUGGUCGGCCUGGAGAUUGGCUGACUCUUAACUGACUCCACUGCCCCUGUGCAGUUUGGGACUCCCCACCUGGAGCACAUGGUCUCUCAAGGCAGUAUCGAAGCACAGCCCUCUGGACCUCUGGCGGCAGUAAUUUCACUGGGAGAUUUUCCUACUUCCGUACUUAUGGAGAGGUUUCUCAUGGACGGAUUGUAUCCUUCAAGGUUUGCGGUGUUCUGUGUUCCUGUGGUCCUUCCCCCCUCAUGCCAACUCAACCUCACUGUUCACCCCUUCAUUCCAGUGGUCCAGGGAGGAGGGAUAGACUUUUGGGACACAGCAGGCCAGGAGCGGUUCCAGAGCAUGCACGCCUCCUACUACCACAAGGCCCACGCUUGCAUCAUGGUGUUUGAUGUGCAGAGGAAAGUAACCUACAAGAACCUGAGCACUUGGUAUACAGAGCUUCGGGAGUUCAGGCCAGAGAUCCCAUGCAUCGUGGUGGCCAAUAAAAUUGAUGCAGACAUAAAGAUGACCCAAAAGAGCUUCAAUUUUGCCAGGAAGUUCUCCCUUCCCCUGUACUUUGUCUCAGCGGCUGAUGGUACCAAUGUCGUGAAGCUCUUCAAUGAUGCGAUUCGAUUAGCUGUGUCUUACAAACACAACUCCCGGGACUUCAUGGAUGAGGUUUUGCAGGAGCUUGAGAACUUUGAUUUGGAGCAGAAGGAGGAGGAAGUGCCAGACCGAGUGCAGCGUGGCAACAUCGAGAGCCCCUCCCCUUCCUGAGUCAGAGAAGGAAGCCUCUCUCCUCGUGGACUUUGGGGAGGGGGGUGGUAUCUUUCAGAAUACCCUCCCCUCAGCAACCCUCCAGCUAUGAAUUGAAAAAUUCUUGCAGGCCAUCCCCCUGUCUACCUCCUGCAAGCCCACCCAUUCCACUGGCCUGCCCUACUUCCACGGCCCACAGUUCCUGACCCUUCCACAGCUGUCCUUUUCCCUGGACUCGGACCGGGACAGGGUCUGCACCAGCAAGCACCCUGGACAGGUGUGAGAGAUCCACAGCAGACCCUGAAGCAGAAUUAGAGAUCAGUAGCCUCAGCCUCCCCAGGUUGUGUGGAAGCAGGGAAGACCUUCGGGAAACAUGCUUUGUGUCUCUCAAAUAAAAGGAAAUUGGGGUGUUUUCUCUCCCAGAACCGACCUCAGGGCCUAUUCAUUGCUUUUCCACCAAGGGAAUGAUUUCUAAUCCCUGACGGCCCCUAUUCCCACCCGUACAGAUUUGGGGCGGGGGGGGCCUCAAUUCUUUUUCCUCUUUAGUCUCCCAACCAACUUUUUUUCAGAAAUGGUUUUGAGCAGACAGCUGUUCCUGUCACGGGACAGGUUUACCAUUACAACCCAGGGAAACAGGUCACAAGUCCUGCCACCCUUAGCUGUUCUGCAAAGCACGUGCAUUUGGGUUCUAAGAAGAGCUUCCCUUUAAAGCCCCUGUUCCAGCCGAUGAUGCUUUCCUGCCUUUUUUGGAGGACUGUUGUGGUAUUGCCCUGUGGGGUAGGGAGAGGGGCCGCCCUGCUGCCUUUCCCACUUCUCUCCAGGACUUGUAGUUCACUGGUGUGUUUGUAUGAUCAUCUUGUGCAUCAUCAUUUCCACUGUUUUCAUAUUUACAGUAAAGUUUGAA
Molecule: messenger RNA, 1783 nt
Organism: Callorhinus ursinus (northern fur seal)
Lineage: Eukaryota; Metazoa; Chordata; Mammalia; Carnivora; Otariidae
Gene: RABL2B
Product: RAB, member of RAS oncogene family like 2B
Molecular function (GO): GTPase activity; GTP binding
Source: RefSeq, a predicted model, not a curated record